AUGGAGUGGACAAUGGAACAUAACAUAAUUUAUUGUCGAGAUAUUCUGUUGGUAAAUCCAUUCCAAAGCAAGAAGGGAUCAGUGGAACGAGGUAGCCUAUGGACACAGAUUGCUGACAACAUGAAUUCUUUGGUGAGCCCUAAGUUUAUUGUGACACAAAGAUCAGUUCGAGAGCACUUGGCAGUCUUGCAGAAAAAGUACCAAAAGAAAAUGAGACAGGAAGAGGAGGCAAGUGGUAUCUCUCCAGAGAAAACAGAGCUUGAUAUCCUACUUGAGGAGAUUUAUGUAGCUGAGCAGAUUGGUGAAGAAGAGCAAGAAGAAGCAAGCCGAAUGAAUCAAGAAAAAACUGACCAGGAACAAGCAAGAGCAGAUGAUGUGAGACGGACUGCAAUGGAAACAUUCGCAGAAACUCAAAAACGAAAUGGCGAUGAAAAGGAGAAAAAAACGAAAAGGAAACGAAGAAGUGGAGGAGAGAUGGUGGAUUAUUUGAAGGAAAAAUUCGAGAGUGAGCAAAAGGUGCGAAAAGAGGAAAUGGAAGUCAAAUACAAAAUGUUAGAAUUGGAGGAGAAGAAACACACUGCAAACGUGGCGAUGCAGAAGGAUGCCAGCAAGCAACAAAUGGAGAUGCUACAUGCAAUGCAGGACCAGAACAUCCAACAGCAGAAACAGCAGCAGCAGCAGUUUCAACAACACAUGCAACAAACUGCAAACUUGCAAAUGAUGCUCAUGCAAAACCAGCAGGAGCAGCAACGGGCAAUGCUAGAAUUUUUUAGUAAACUAACUAACAAGAACUGA
Molecule: messenger RNA, 795 nt
Organism: Paramuricea clavata
Lineage: Eukaryota; Metazoa; Cnidaria; Anthozoa; Malacalcyonacea; Plexauridae
Source: the annotation of a GenBank genome assembly